CCCCUUCCUGUCCUUGCCUGGUUUGAGCUGUCGCGAGAGUUCGUCGGCCGAACGCCGGAAGUGCCCUGUAGCUCCGUAACCGCCGAAGGGGCGGGCUCGAGAGCUGAAGGAGCCUACCUUACUAACGGCUUUCUCGGCGGUGCAAGAUGGCGGACAUCUCCCUGGACGAGCUCAUCCGGAAGCGCGGGGCUGCGACGAAGGGGCGGCUUAAUGCCAGACCUGGAGUUGGAGGUAUCCGAUCUCGUGUCGGGAUCCAGCAGAGCCUUCUCAGCCAGCCUGCUCGCACAGCCACCUUCCAGCAGAGGUUUGAUGCCCGGCAGAAGAUUGGCCUCUCAGAUGCCCGGCUCAAGCUGGGAGUCAAGGAUGCUCGAGAAAAGCUUUUGCAGAAAGAUGCCCGGUUCCGGAUCAAAGGAAAAGUGCAGGAUGCCAGAGAGAUGCUGAACUCCCGCAAGCAGCAGAGCGCAGCGCCCCAGAAGCCCCGCCAGGUGGCCGACGCCCGGGAAAAGAUCAGCUUGAAGCGGAAUUCACCGGCAACCUUCAUGAGCCCAGCCAUCGGGACAGUGAGUCCUGCUCUGAAGCUCACUAAAACCAUACAGGUUCCACAGCAGAAGACCACGGCCCCACUGCAUUCUCAUCCUGCAGGAAUGAAGAUCAAUGUCAUCAAUAACCACCAAGCCAAACAGAAUUUAUAUGACCUAGAUGAAGACGAUGAUAUAGCUCCCAUUCCUAAUAAACAGAUGAAAUUUACAGCCUCGGGUGGCUUUCUCCACCACAUGGCUGGCCUGAGCAGUUCUAAACUUUCCAUGUCCAAGGCCCUCCCUCUCACCAAGGUGGUUCAGAAUGAUGCAUACACAGCGCCUGUCGUCCCCGCCUCUGUUCGAACAAAAGCCUUGACCAGCAUGUCGCGGACACUAGUGAACAAGGAGGAGCCCCCUAAAGAGCUGCCGCCUGCUGAGCCUGUUCUGAGCCCUUUGGAAGGAACCAAGAUGACCGUGAAUAAUCUGCACCCUCGAGUCACGGAGGAGGACAUUGUUGAGCUUUUCUGUGUGUGUGGAGCCCUCAAGCGGGCUCGGCUGGUCCAUCCUGGGGUAGCAGAGGUGGUCUUUGUGAAGAAGGAUGAUGCCAUCACCGCAUAUAAAAAGUAUAACAACCGGUGUCUGGAUGGGCAGCCAAUGAAGUGCAACCUUCACAUGAAUGGGAAUGUUAUCACCUCAGACCAACCCAUCCUGCUACGGCUGAGUGACAGCCCCUCAGUGAAGAAGGAGAGUGAGCUGCCGCGCAGGGUGAAUCCUGCCGCCUCAUCCGGCCCUCCUGCUGAAGUGGACCCCGACACCAUCCUAAAGGCACUCUUCAAGUCCUCAGGGGCCUCUGUGACCACACAGCCCACAGAGUUCAAAAUCAAACUUUGAGCGGGGGAGUGAGGCAGCCAGAAGCAGGGGCGGGGGAGGGUGGCUUGGUUUCCCAAAGCAAAGCUUGUGACCAAUGGGCCGUUGGACUGGAGGCCCCUGAGCGUGGGAAGGCUCGCCAGGGGUGGGGAGCUCCCUCCCUGGGUGCUCCCUCCCCCCCGUAUUGUGUUCUGCCCUCUGCUCUUCUGUAUGUUAACAGUUCCUGUAGUAUGUUUGUUUCUUCUCCCUCCGUCUCAUCACCAAGGUAGGCUUGUGUUGCUCAGAGUGUCCCCCUAACCUUAGCCCCAGAGUGAUCUCUUGUCUGGAGUGGUUCCCUGAAUUCUCUGGGCGGCUUUCUCGCGGCACUGCAGAAUGCAAGGCAGGGGCUAUUUGAAGGAUGCUGCUUUCUCCAGGUGGGGAGUGGUUGCUUCCCUUCCUUUUUUUAAAACUUUUCACACAAAGCAGGAAAUGGAAUCCCCUGCCAUCCAAAUGGGGGCUGCAUUAGCUCAAGAGCUUUGCUAUUUAACUGCCUGGUCAGUGGAAAUGGCCUGGAUGGGGAUCCAGUCACAGGCCCCUUGUCCUCUUGUCUGAUCUGGAAAGGGCCCUGUGGGAAGGGUGGGUGAGGCUGCUGCCCUGCCAGGAAGAGGGCACGCCUGCCAGUCCAUGCCAUUCACAUUACCCUUUCCCUUGAGCUAUACCGAGGGCCCCACCCCAGAUCUAAUGGCCACCUGGGUGUCACUGCUGCAAGAGACUUGUGUUGUUAGCCCUCCCAGUUCUCACUCAGCACAGCACUCGCCACACCCUGGUUUGGGUGUAAAUGCCAGCUCUCUACUUGGGUUCUUCAAACUGUCUGCCUUCCGUUCUGUGAUACAGUAGGUCUGGGGGCAUAUUUGAACGGGAGACAGGCUUGCUCCUCGGUCUUCAUUUCUGGCCUCAUGUCUGCAGGACAGUAGUCAGAGAUGCUGAGACAUACAUCCAGCUGCCACCAGGGGGUACUGGCCCCACUAUUGUGAGUGUCCAUGACCAGAGUGGUAUUUUCCUGCUGUGGCAAUGCGAGGAGGGAGUUAAGAGAGCAGAGCAGCCCUUCUGGGCAAGCUGCUAGGUUCCCUCAGUAUGGUUCCAGGCAGUUGGGGCCAAGCUGUAGAACCCAGGGGCACCCCUGAAUACCAGGACAGUGUUGCUCCAGCGUCAUUCUCGGUCUCCUGCUGGUUUUGGGGGGCUAUAAAGGGAAUCCAGGCUGGCAGAGCCGGAGCAAUUUGGGCAGCAAGAGUCUGGGAGCUCUACAGUCAGUAGUAGGUGCUCUGAAAGGCACAAACCCAGAAAGUAAGGAGGACCUGAGACACAGCCUUUCACGACCUGUGUGGGGCCAGCCCAGUGAGGACAAGCCUGGAAACAUGUUUCCACAGAGUUACGUCUGUCAAUCAGGAAGGACCCAGGGUUUGAAGACAGCCCAGUCCUGGGAUGUCUAAGGAAUGUGCCUGAUGGUGCUCCACUCUCCAGUUCUUUAAAGAAUGCUGCUUUUGUUCCCUUCUGCUCCUUUGAACAGGUGCAAACUUAAUUCUUCUCAGCAGCUGGAAGACAUUCCUCCUAUACUUUACCCUUCUUGGCCCAAGAGAGCACCCAUAGACAGUAGGACCUGGUUUUCUCAGGUACUAUGGACAGUCAGAUCACUGCUUGGGACUUUGCUUCAAGUAGGGAUGGUAAAACAGCCUGACUGCAUGGCUUUAUCCUCCCUUCCCAUUCCCCUUAUCCCACACCAGGCUGCUCUGGCUAUCACAGUUUCACUGAGCCCAGCUGCAGCCACCUGACUAUCUGGACCCUGCCCUCUGGAUAGCCAUAUGGUACAUGGCAGGGUAGAGCCUGUAUGCCUCCCCCGCUCUACAGGAUGUUAUCGUGGAAGAGGGAAGAGAAGGUGGUGGGCCAAUCCUUGUUCCCUCUACCUACCACUUCCCUACAUUCCCCAUUUGUGUCUUGUUCAAAAGGAGAAGAGGAGGCUUGAAGGGAUGAAGGCGGCUAUGUGUUACUUACCCAUUUCUGAAUAAACGUUUGUUAUUCCUA
This is a messenger RNA of Manis pentadactyla (Chinese pangolin), 3443 nucleotides long. RefSeq names its product DNA polymerase delta interacting protein 3 (gene POLDIP3). Gene Ontology annotation, biological process: mRNA export from nucleus. Gene Ontology annotation, cellular component: nucleus. The transcript is spliced from 9 exons. The record is from RefSeq and is a predicted model, not a curated record. The coding region runs from base 147 to 1409 and encodes 420 amino acids. Gene Ontology annotation, molecular function: mRNA binding. NCBI's taxonomy places the organism in Eukaryota, Metazoa, Chordata, Mammalia, Pholidota, Manidae.